Messenger RNA from Eriocheir sinensis (Chinese mitten crab), 3619 nucleotides. Its product is annotated as ankyrin repeat family A protein 2-like. Lineage: Eukaryota; Metazoa; Arthropoda; Malacostraca; Decapoda; Varunidae. The transcript has 7 exons. Gene Ontology annotation, molecular function: protein binding. Bases 576 to 1253 code for a protein of 225 amino acids. The record is from RefSeq and is a predicted model, not a curated record.
CGGUGCAUGCCGCGCAACCACCCAGACGGCUGGUAGAGAGAUGCCCAAUUCUUUCAAGGAGGAGGCCCACGGAAAGAGCCCACCUUUCCACUCCCAUGGCACCGGGCAGGUCUCGAACCUAUACGCUCCAUCACCCCACUGGAGCGCAAGGCGCAGACUUUCUUUUCUGUAGUGCGCCCUCCAUCGCCCUGCUAACGUGGAGGAAAACGGAGCAGAAGGCAGAGGGAGGGAGACACGGGGAGCGCCGUGGACAGCUUCAUCUCGUUAUCAUCGCAUUUUCCAGCGCGGAGGAGGAGGAAGUAACAUAACAACGGCAGCGAGAGGUGGGCCAAUAGCCGUAGAAGGAGUAGACACAAGAACAGCUGGAAAUGAGAGGGAAAUAAAUAAACAAUACAAAGGAGAGAAGACCAAGGAGAAAGAAUGAAGGAGCAGUAGAAACCACCAGAGGUUGAAAAAUAAGAAGUUGGUGUGGGGAAAGUAAGAGAAGAUAACAAAUAGAACUAGACAACAAUAGCAACACACUUCAGUAGCUGACAUUGCAAAGGUUCCAGCUCCACAUCUGCACCUGAGGAGCCAUGGGGUCGUCUUCAGAGGAUGACGGGAGCCUGGUGGUGAAGGAGGAGAACAUGGGGGAGGAUGGGAUGGACGAGGACAUGGACCCCUGGGAUGAUCACCCGCGGCGCUCCGCCUUCUCCCCCUACAGACCUGUGACUGUGUUGACCAACCUACAACGUGGCAACAUCCAGACCCAGACCAGCCAGGCCGAACCAGAUGACUUCACCCUCCACAACCGAGCAGCCAUGGGUGAACUCUCAGCACAGGACUUGAGAGAGGUCGAGGUGGAUGAGGUGGAUGGGCAUGGGUUCACACCGCUGAUGUGGGCGUCUCACUACGGCCAGCUGCCCACUGCUCGGCUCCUGCUGCAGCACCGAGCCAAGGCUGACAUUGAGGGUGAGGACGGGGAGACGGCCCUCCUCUUGGCAGCCAGCAACGGCCACCACGAGAUAGUGAAGCUCCUCAUAGGCUGUGGUGCCGACCCCUGCCACACCGACCAUCUGGGCAACACGGGCCUCAUGUUUGCAGCACACGGGGGCCACUCCCACACGGCCCAUGAGCUGCUGGAACAUGGCGCCGACCCCACCGCCUCAAACCUCUCCGGGGCCUCAGCGUUCAGCAUCGCCGUCGCCCGGGGCAGCAAGCAAGUUCAACUCAUACUGGAGAGAAGUUUGCUGAAGUUGCUCGAGCCUUCCUAGUUUUAAGUAUCUACAAUAAGUAUGAAAAGGUAAAAAUGGUGUGAAUGUAGUUUUUGUCAUAGUCUUGAAACACUUUGAUCUUACUUGUUUUUCUGUGUAGAGAACCUUAGUCUUAUUUUCUUUUAUUGGAGUUAUACCUGAAGAAGAAACAAGGAUGAAGACGUAAAAGGUAUGAGGUCAGUGUUAAAGCCUCUGAUCUUGCUAAUGUUUAUAGAUGACCUGAGUUUCUUAUUUUCCCUUAUUAGACAUGAGGGAAAACCAACAGUAAAGAGACAUAAGGGUAUUAAUGUAGCUUAAACUUAAUCUUCAAGGCUCUGAUUUUACUAAUGUUGUAUAUAAAUAACCUGAGUUCUAUUUUUCUAUUAGAUUGACUUAUACUUAGAGGUAAGGCACUGUGUAUAGACUGCUGCUGUCCAUGAUGGAGUGAAGGUCUGUUGAGUGCUCCAAGAGGUAAAUGUAAGUCCUUCUCUUGAGGGCUGCCAUGAGCCUGAGGGAGGUGUUGUGGUGAACGGUUACAGGGUUAAGUUUAUGGCACUGGUAUAGACUUGAUUAAUAUUUUGAUGCAUAUAAAUUGUAGUACUUAGGUAUAUUAUUUUUUUCUUGUCGAGUGCUACUAACUUGUAAUGAUUUUUUUUUUUUUUAGAGAACUGGUGCUUUGGAUAUAUAGAUAAAUUGUAUUAUUAUUAUUAUUAGUAGUAGUAGUAGUAGUAUUUUUAUUUUUAUUUUUAUUAUUAUUAUUAUUAUUUUUAUUAUUAUUAUUAUUACAUAUGGAUAAUUAUGUAUACCCUAUUUAUGAGUUAGGUGGUUAAAUGAUUGGUUACUUUCUCCAAUGAGUCUUCAAUUUUCUUUAACCAAAUUUCAUCACACUUUGAAGUGUCUAUACUUUUAUACAUAUUGCUACACAUACUAAAUUUCAUAGAUAUUUAUUGCUACAUAUACCAAAUUUUAUGCAUAUAUAUUGCUAUACACACACUAAUUUGGACACAUUAAUUGAAACAUAAAUUAUACAUGUAGUUUGCUUCAUGUAACAAAUUUUAUGAGUUCCACUGAAGUAUUGUUUUGUUGAUUUGUGUUGGAUGGGAGUUCAGCUUUUGAGCUUCUGUCAUUGAGGUGAGUCUUUUCUCUUUAUCAGGCUGAGAUAUACCUUCGGAAAAUCCCUCUGGCUCUUACACAUUUGGAUAAAUGGAUAUAAAUGAGCAUGCCAAAUUUAUGAAGUAGCUGAGAGUAGGUGUUUAGUGGAUUUGUUUUUGGUGAAUAUAAACAGUGAUGCCAAAUUUAUGAGGUAGGUAAGAAUAUAUAUUUCAUUUAUUUCUUAUUUGAUACAUUAAACAGUUAUUUCAUAUUUAUGAGGUAGGUAAGAAUAGAUAUUUGAUGUUAUUUCAAAUUUAUGAGGUAUGGAAGAAUAAUUUGACUUCUAAUUCCUACAUUUGUACAGGUAUGCCAAAUUUUUGAGGUGGGUAGAAUAUAUAUUUGAUUUAUUUCUCACUGAUACAGUUAGACAGUUAUGCCUAAUUUAUGCCUAAUUUAUGAGGUAGGUAAGAGUAGAUGUUCAAUUUAUUUCUUUAUUAUACUACAUAUGAACAGUUUUGCCAAAUUUAUGAGGUAUGUGUAAGUAUAUUCAAUUUAAUUUCUUUUUAUAGAUAUGGACAGUUAUACCAACUUUGAGGUGGGUCAAAAGUAACUAAUUUCUUUUUUAUGAAUAUUGAGUUUGAUUUCUUUUGAAUGUGGAGUAAUGCCAAAUUUAUGAGGUAUAUAAUAAUAGAUGUUUGAUAUAGCUUUAUUUGAUACAUAUGAACAAUUUUUGCCAGAUUUAUGAGUAUGUUUAUUGAUAUAUUUUACUUGAUUGAUGCAUAUGAACAAUUGUGCCAGAUUUAUGAGUAUGUUUAUAUAGAUGUUUAAUUGAUUUCUCUUUGAUAUAUAUGAAUCAUUAUGCUAAACUUGUGAAGUGGGAAAGACUACAUAAUUAAUUGAUUUUUUUAUGAAGAGAGAUAAUCAAUAGGUUUAAGAUCUUUAGCAUUAAGCCAUUUUAAAAGUGACAACAUGCACUAAAGAAGUACACAUAGUUUAAGCUUAACAUUUAGCUAGCAAUUGUGUGUGAUGAUGUUUUUAACCAAUGAGUAAUAUUAAUGCACAUAUACAAGGCUGCUGCUCUAUAACUUUCUCUAUUUUUGUAUGAGUGUGUGUGUGUGUGUGUGUGUGUGUGUGUGUGUGUGUCAUUAUUCAGCGAAGAAAGCUAAUAUUUACACUUAAGGUUGAUAGGGGUAAAAUGCUCCCCCCUUAUGAUGUGUAUAUACUGAUAGUGUUAAGUGUGUGUGUAAAUAUGUGCCAAGAUUGAAGUAAUUAUAUACCCUUGAAUCACCGUGCUA